Molecule: messenger RNA, 6559 nt
Organism: Oncorhynchus nerka (sockeye salmon)
Lineage: Eukaryota; Metazoa; Chordata; Actinopteri; Salmoniformes; Salmonidae
Gene: arrdc1b
Product: arrestin domain containing 1b
Exons: 8
Coding region: 80-1408 (442 amino acids)
Biological process (GO): protein transport
Cellular component (GO): cytoplasm
Molecular function (GO): ubiquitin protein ligase binding; ubiquitin-like ligase-substrate adaptor activity
Source: RefSeq, a predicted model, not a curated record
UUCCAUAGGCGGCGGUAGACCUGUCCCUCGCGCACCAUAAUUCCUUUUUUUGUUGUGAGACGCGGAGGGUAGCGAAGUCAUGGGCAAGCUUCAGGAAUUCGAUAUUACUUUUACCAACAACAAAGUGGUCUACAGCCCUGGCGAAUCCAUAAGUGGAACUGUGAAAAUUACAAGUGGUAGCUCACUGCAAUAUAAGGCCAUUAAGGUGAACUGCCUGGGAUCAUGUGGGGUCUCCAACAAAAUGAACGACACGUCGUGGACACUGGAAGAGCAAUACUUCAGCAGCACACUGUCUGUAGCUGACAAAGGUACCCUGGCAGCUGGCGAGCACAGUUUCCCUUUCCAAUUUGUCAUCCCAGUGGCUGCACCAACCUCCUUUGAAGGGCCCUUUGGGAAAAUUGUUUACCGUGUGAGAGCCGUCAUAGACACACCUCGCUUCUCCAAGGACUACAAGGCCCAGAAGCCCUUUUACCUACUCAACCUGCUCAACCUCAAUCAAGUGCCCGACAUUGAGCAACCCAGUUAUGCUGUGACCACUAAGAGGUUCAGCUAUCUCCUGGUGAAGACAGGCACCCUCAUGCUGAAGGCUUGCAGUGACCUGAGGGGAUACACACCAGGCCAGAUCAUCAGACUAGCCACUGAGAUCCACAACAAGUCAGGCAAGGACACGGGCUGCGUGCUGGCCAGUCUCAUACAGAAAGUGACUUAUAAGACCAAACGAGCUUUGUACGACCUGCGGACCAUAGCAGAGGUAGAGGGGGCGGGAGUGAAGGCGGGGAAACACGCUGAGUGGCGAGAGCAGAUCAUCGUACCGCCCCUCCCCCAGUCUGCCCUGGCCGGCUGCAGCCUCAUAGAGAUCGACUACUUCAUCCAGGUAUCACUAAAAUCCCCUGAGACGGUUGUCACUUUACCCAUCUACAUCGGGAACAUCGCUGUCAACUUGACCCCGUCACGAGCUAUGCCCUCAACCCCAGCCCUAACACCCAUCAGCCCUAACACCGGCCUGGAAGGGGUUACCCCCAGCGCACCCCCAGCUGAGGAGGACCUGGAGGAGGAGUUGGGUGCAGGGGGUUCAGUCAGCGAGGAGAUCCCCACUAAGAGCCACUCCCAGCAGGACCAAUCCGGCCGGCCCCCCACCAUGUCCCCCAGUGCAUUUAGCUACGCUCCCGGUGCAGCUUUCCCACCCAGCCAGCGACGUGCCGACGACACCUCUGCGCCUCUGUUCUGUGUGUCCACUGGGUCCACCAUCCCUUUCUUUACAGAGGGAAACGUCACCCCAGUACCCACGUCCUGUCCUCUCAUACUCCCCCCUGAGUACAGCACCUGGGACUACCCACAUGAACCCCCUCCCACCUAUGAGGAGAGCUGCAGCAGCAACAACUCCAGCUUCAACAACAGCAGGCCGUAGAGGAGAGGGGACUGAGCAUAAUGCAGCUCAAAACUGCAAUUACACCCCCUAAAGGACAAAUAGGGUACUGCAGCCCUAGCUCCAAGGGGAUAGAAGACGCUAACCUCCUAAAUGUUACACUUAAACAGGGCUCUCCAACCCUGUUCCUGGAGCUACCCACCUGUAGUUUUUCACUCCGACCCUGUUCCUGGAGCUACCCUCCUGUAGGUUUUCACUCCGACCCUGUUCCUGGAGCUACCCUCCUGUAGGUUUUCACUCCGACCCUAUUCCUUGAAAACCUACAGGAGGGUAGCUCCAGGAAUAGGGUUGGAGUGAAAACCUACAGGACUGUAGCUCUCCAGGAACGGGGCUGAAGUGAAAACCUACAGGACGGUAGCUCUCCAGGAAUAGGGUUGGAGUGAAAACCUACAGGACGGUAGCUCUCCAGGAAUAGGGUUGGAGUGAAAACCUACAGGACGGUAAGCUCUCCAGGAAUAGGGUUGGAGUGAAAACCUACAGGACUGUAGCUCUCCAGGAAUAGGGUUGGAGUGAAAACUUACAGGACGGUAGCUCUCCAGGAACAGGGUUGGAGAGCCCUGCUCUAAAUAUGUUUAAAAAAGGGAUCAUAUCUGUUGUUUUUUGUGUGUGUGUCAUGAUGGUUUAUACCCCUUUUUCUCCCUGACUAAAAUGUCCUGCUAUUAUAUAGAUUGCUUGAGAGAGAACAUGAACUGUGUCUAAAAUUAGCACUUCAGAGUAAACAUAUAGUGGGUAUGAUAUUCCAUGAUUAGAGCCCCAUUGGAGGCUAAACAUUUUUGCAUUUGAGAAUAUUCUUGCAUCUAUGAUGCCUUGAAAUUGUUGUAGGCCCGCUACUGUCUCUCCUUCAUCCUUCAGACACAACCAAAAGCUGGCCUUUGUUGUAGUUUCUUUCCAAAUGUGCACACUACUGUAAUUCCGAUCCAUCACUGUCCACUUCCACCACAGUGGCUCCGUCUUUUGAUGGGUAGAGUCGGGCUGGCCUAGCUGGACAUCAAGACCUGAGCAUGCCUACCCCCUGGUGGCCAUCAACGGAAGAGAAUGUUGCCCAUCAACAGAAGAGAAUGUUGCCCAUCAACGGAAGAGAAUGUUGCCCAUUGGGAAAGCUUCUGACCAUCACUAAGGGCACUAUUAAAUCUGUAAAGCUGAAGCGUUGCAGAUUCCACGAUAGAAAUGUAGAGGUCAAUUCCCAUUGAGCCGACAUCUGCAGCGUUUACAGUCUCCGCUAAAAGCAGGAACAUGGUCUUUAAAUGUCAAGCACGCUGUAAAGCAGAUUGAAUAGAGCCCUAAAGCACUGGAACUCAAUGAUGCCUGCUAAGUAGAACAUACUCCUUCAACCUGUGAUCUACUGACCAGGGGCUUCAUAUCUUGUCACACCUCAUCAUCUUGAAACAGACAAGCGGGACAUUGUACUCUUGGGUGUGUAGGGGUAAUUGACAUAGCAAGGUUGGAUAUGCAUUUAUGACAUCUGAUGCAAACACUUUUACCUUCCUCUGUUUUUUUUUACCCUGGAUACAAUUUUGUACCCUGAUUCUCCCCAUGUGGCCUUAACUCCUUCUGUUCUACCUACAUUACUAUGUGGUGAUGAAGACGGUUGUCUUCGGGGUUGCUGUUGCUUUUGAAAUGGCAGUCAAUGCAGAUAACAUUUGUUGGUGCGACAACCAACAGUGUGAAAUGUUCAAGCACAAGACAGCACUUUUUGGCAGUUUGAAACAGUGCAUGUAUAUGUUGUUGUGUGUGAAUGUGUAUGUAGUGUACCAGUUCCUGUUGGUGAUCGCCCCUCCUGUCUUUGGCAGUUGAUAACGUCAAGUUGUAAAACUGAGCUGUCCAUAUCAUCCACUGUGUGUUUAUGUUGAUUUGUAUGUCUUGUUUCUGUCUCAAUGACAGCCUCCUUUUGUAUGUCUAGGCCAACCACACUGUGGCUUAUGUUUCAUACAAUUCUGUAAUUACAAACUUUAGCACCUGCUGUGGGAAUAAAUGUAUAUAGCCAUCCCUCCUGUAAAGGCAGCCUCGUGCUGUCAAAGCCUUCAUAUACCAGAAAAUAGAUUAGCAGAUGAUAUUGGGAAUUGAUCUGCGGUUUAGACCACUGCUCUAAAGUAAUAAGGCAUCAGCUCUGAAAGAACCAUAGAAAUCACACCUCUACUUUAUUUACCAUCUUCUCAGAGUUUACUCACGUCACUAACAAAUUACAUCUACUAUUGUGUGAAACGUACGAUUCCCGAAAAUAAGGCCAAGCUGCUAAAUCAAAAUGUGCAAUAUAUUGUCAACAUUUAUGGUCUUAAUUUGAGGUUAGGAUUAGGAAUACGGUUAGCAGUGUGGUUAAGGUUAAAAUAUGAUUUGAUUUUAAGAAGAGAAGUAGAUCUUCCGGCUUUGCAGCUUGACCAGAAAGUGACAUCCGAAAUAUACUAUGUAAUACACUCAUUAAACAUCACUAGACAUAAUAUUACACCUUCUACUGUGUGAAACAUACUGUGUAAUGUACAUGUCCACUGAGUUGUUGUUAAACCAAGCCUUAACUACAUGAUCCCAGUUCCCAUUAGUCUGCAUAGUCAUCAUCCUCAUCCAGGUGCUAGAGGUUUGGAAUAGGAUCUCUUUGUCUAGGAGAAUAUUGGGAGUGCUUUUGUGGCCCUCCCUGUUUUAUCUACUGGUCUCCCCAGGACUGAGGAUGCACUGAAUGAAUACUAAAGUAGCUGUGAAACCCUUGAGGAUUUUCCUCAAAUGUAUUUCAGCUCUGCUUGUGGACCUUGGAUCUCCUCUUUUUUAAUCCUAGAAAAAGAACAAGACAAAAAAAUGUGCAAUUCUGUUAUCUCCGUGUUUGGUACGGCAGCUUAGUUCAAGUCAUUUCAUGCUGCUUUUAUCAAUCCUGCCCCACUGUUUUUAUUUCUCUUCACCAAAGGUACUAUAGCUUUCUAAACUCCAUGUUUUCGUUGUACAUUCUUUCCCCUCACAAAUCGGUGAGUGGUGUACAUGUGGUUUUGUAUUUUUCUACUUGUGAACAGUUUUCUGGUGCAAAUGGUAGGCAUUUGAGAGAGAGAAAAUAUUAUGGAGAAAAAAAUGUAGCACCAUAGUCAAUCAAAAUUGUACAGUUUAACCAAUAAAAUUAUAAUCUGACAUAUCCUUUUUACUGGUUUUGCAAAGGAAAUGGUUUCUUGGGCCCUAUAUUUACCUGUCCCAAAGCACAAAGAUAUCAUGUUAUGAUACUAUAAGUGGUUGGAUGAUAGAGAAUUAAAGGUGACCUCAGGUGCCGUCAAAGGAAAUGGGUCUAUCAACUGCUUUAAAAGAUGGGAACAUAUGUCUUGUGUUCUGCCUGUGUAAUCCUACAUGCCUUGGUGUGACUGAGAUGCUAUACUUUAGCCUCCUUCCUUAAUGUUUUGACAAUGACAUGGCCCAAAGACUGUCCAGUAGCCAUGACAAUGGGAGCAGCAGGGUAGAGCGUGAGAAGAGCAAGGAAGAAACAGCCUUUUCAGGCAUCAUCCCCGGGCUCGCCACCUCACUGUUUACCGCAGCAUCGCUCAUCCUCUGUUGCCAUAGAAACUGCUUAGCCCCAAUCCGCCAGCCUCCCUGUGUCACACACGGACCACAGAGCUCAUGUCUGCUUGCAUACCUGCCAAGAGAUGAAGGGAAUAUAAUCUGCAAGGGCAACAUAAUUUCACAUUUCACAUAAUGUGCAGAAUCACUGCUGGAUAUUCUAUGCUGGUAUGUGGCCAUUGCUUAAUUUAUGUCAUGCUGCAACAGCUACUGUUGGAUCUUUUUAUAAUGGAAGUAAAUAUUGGGGCCAACAUCUAGACUAUUGCCUUGUCUUCAGCUCCACCACCUGCUGUGAUGAUAUAAUGACCCAAACAAGGUGUGUGGGCUACAGGCCUAUAUCAUUAUCAACCACAGGAGACAGAGCUAGUGGUGAGUUAAAGUUAGCCCCUGUAUAUACGGUAUAUCGUUUGACAUUCUUUUCAUACAUUUUUUACAUACACCAGAAUGUACAAACCACUUGUGAGGUAAAUCAUUUGAGGGUUUAGAAUGUGUGAUGUUAGAGAGCGCACAGAAAACCCCUCCCUGACACCCCCCCCCUCCCGCUGACCUAUUUGUUACGUCACUGGCCUACUACAGUGUCCUUGGAUGACUGACCUAUCGUCGAUCAUAACCAAUUUGCAUUUCAUCAUAGUAAAUUGGACGAGCAAUCCAACGCAUACAUGGAUGAAGAAAUGGUAAAUUGCCUACUUAACUAAUGAAAUAUGGAAGAACUACAAGUAGCCUAUGAGAUUAAUGGCAGUAUGGUUAAGUGAUUAGAAUGAUCUAGGCCUAAUUAUCUAGGGUAACCAUACAAUGAGCUCACUACCAAUUGAUUAAAAAAAUGCUGUUUAGGGUUUCAACCAAUUAAUCUGGUUGUCAGAUCCAAACCAGUUUUUAUUCUGAGCCAAUCAGAUGUUUUUGGCCUAUGAUGGUUUUGAAAAAUGUAGCAACUCCGUGCACUUUCCUGAUGAAGUCUACGGCUGAGCCUCUUUAUCAGCUAGUUCCAUGGAAACACUGACUUCUAUGCCAAGGUCAGAAUACUUUCUGUUAACAGUAUCUUUUGUGGCUUCACUCCGUAUGCCACAUACUAGUCUGUCUAAUGGUGUAAUUUAGAACAUAAAUAAACUCAGAGAAUUAUGAGUUAAAUUAACACAGCUGCAAACAUUCUGCAGCGAUACGCCAUCCCAUCUGGUUUGCGUUUAGUGGGACUAUCAUUUGUUUUUCAACAGGACAAUGACCCAACACAGGCUGUGUAAGGGCUAUUUGACCAAUAAGGAGUGAUGGAGUGCUGCAUCAGAUGACCUGGCCUCCACAACCACCAAACCUCAACCCAAUUGAGAUGAUUUGGGAUGAGUUGGACCGCAGAGUGAAGGAAAAGCAGCCAACAAGUGCUCAGCAUAUGUGGAAACGCCUUCAAAACUGUUGGAAAAGCAUUCCAGGUGAAGCUGGUUGAGAGAAUGCCAAGAGUGUGCAAAGCUGUCAGAGGCAAAGGGUGGCUACUUUCAAGAAUGUUAAAUAUAAAAUAUAUUUUGAUUUGUUUCACACUUUUUUGGUUACUACAGGAUUCCAUGUUAUUUCAUAGUUUGUCUUCACUGUUAUUCUACAAUGUAAAAAUAAAAACCCUUGAAUGAG